CCUAAAUAAAUCGUGGAUUUAAAUUGUAUAAAGAAAUACUUGGUUUUUUUUGCCACGGAGAAUUCAACUUUCUGUUCUAAAGGAAAAGAUUGUGAGGGUGUACAGUGCUAAAUGUCUGACGUAUCGACUGGGGAUGAUAGUGCUGACAAUGACCAGGAUGAAAUAUGGACACCACCAUCUGUCAUAUCUGAAAACGAAACAAAACAACUAGAAACUACCAACAACGAAUUAGUAAAGAAACUAAAGAAUCUUGAAGAAACGUACGCAGAGGAGGGACAGGCCAAAUAUGAAGCAGAAAGACGGGCAGACAUUGCUGAGAAAAAACUGGAAGCUUUACAAGAUAGACUUGAAAGGGAAACUGAAGAUGACGAAAACCUUUCAGACAGGUUAGGACAACACCUAGAAGAUUCCAAUGAGAGAAUAAAAACGUUACAAACAAAACUAGAGGAAACGGAAAGUAACCACCAGCAGCUGAUAGACAAGCAUCACUUGGAAACCAAAGAAAAAUGUCUAUUAUCAAAGAAGGUUAUUGAACAAGAAGAAGAAUAUGAUGCAAUAAUAAAGAAAUUAGUGUUAGAACUAAACGAAACAAAAACUAAACUUCAGAACUUACCAGACAAAUAUCAAGAGUUACAAAGGGAGUUAUCGAAAGAAUUAUACGAACAAAGGAGUGAAUAUGAUUUUGAAUUACGAAAAGCAAAAACCGAAGCAGUAGAAGCUAAUAACCAAGUUAAAACAGUUAGAGACUUUUACAGAAGAGAGAUAGAAGAAAACAGACAACUUCAAAAAGUGAUAAGCAUAAUGACAGAGGAAUUAGAAAUAGGGAAGAAAAAGUUGAGUGAGAAAGAUGUGGAAAUUGACAAGUAUCUAAAUGAUUUUCACUCAAUUUUCGAAAGACACAAAAGAGACAGUGAAUAUCCAACAGAUCAAGAUGAUCUCCAAGAAACGUCGCAUAUGAUGAGUAGUGAAGUAAAUAGAGAUAUUUUACAGUAUGUUGGUGAAAAAGUCAUUUCCAAUUCUGUUCUUCAAAAAUAUCCUGAUGUCAAAUUAAAAAGGAAAAGUGAUAAGCUGGUGUUGGUAUGUUCCUCUCAAGAAAUGAUGAAUGGUGUCCAGCAUUUUCUCAAUGAUAUGAUCACAUUUGCUGGGGAUACACUGUCCUGGUCACUGGAACACACUAACAAUGAGACGCAGUCAGAUUCCGAUUCGUCUGAUGCAAGUAAUCAAACAAUGGUUACUUUUGAAAUGAGUUCAGAUGACUAUGGCAAAUUUCAGUUUUUCUGUAAAGAUGACGUAUUGCAACAUGCUUCGUAUGAUGGUACUAACUUAAAAUUAAAACUCAAAUUGCCAGCUGAAAGACAAAAGUAUGAAGAAAUUAUCAUAUCUCAUCUGCAACAACUGUUGUUGUUAGAACACGUGACUGUACAUUAUGUCGAACCCUUGCAACAAGAUGUAACUAAAGGUGUUAUUGCUGAAGAAUUUCCUUCUAUUUAUUGUCAGCUAAAUAACAACGUCAUUCAAUUAUUUGGAGACGAAUUGUCAAUUCUGCAGCGAGCCAAACAACGCUUAGAAAUGAUUCUGAACAUUAACCAACAAUUUCCAAAAGAAAGAAAGGAUAAUGACAUACCAGAUUUAGACAAUAUUGACGUGUUUAAAUCAAAAGAAAUAGAUUACAUUUCACCAAAUCACUUUGCAUCUAGAAGUUUCUCAAUGAAUGAUGUCCGCUACGACGAUGAAAUCUCCGCAAAUUGGGUUUUUACUACUGCAGAAGGAAUAAGUGUUAAAGUUUACCUUGGAAGUAUUUUGAACCUUGAAGUAGAAUGCAUAGUUAAGGCCAACAAUGAAAAAAUGUCUUUUCGUUAUGGAAAUUCUGCACCUAUUUAUGAGGCUACAAGAAAACAGUAUACUGUAGAAUGUGAAAACAAUAUUAGACGUUAUGGCACAUUGCAAGUCGGCACAUGUGUGUCAUCGUCAUCUAAUAACCUUUAUUACAAAUACGUUAUACACACAGCUGAGCCUCGGUGGCAUGAUUAUAAUGAAAAUGAAAAGCAGAAAUGUGCUUUAGAUUUAAAACAAUGUAUUGUAUGUUGCCUUGUUGAAGCUGACAGGUUGCGGAUGAAAUCAAUCGCAUUACCGUUUGUCAGCACAGGCAUUUCUGCAGUUCCUAAAGACAUGUGUGCUAAAGAAUACUGCAAGGCAAUAGAAGAGUAUAGCAGAAUCAGAAAGAAUACGUCAAGUUUAAUUGAAAUAUAUUUCAUAGAUAAAAAUCAUACUCUUGUUAGUUUUAUCAAACAAGAAUUUGCAAAAGCUUUCAAAAAAUCAGGACAGCGUUAUGUUAGUAAACAAGAAGCGGGAAGACAAAAUGUUAAACCAUAUUCCAAGAGCACAAAUGUACGUGCAGCGCAGUUACGUGUCAGGACUGGAAUGGAGAGUGAAAACUCAGAAGUCUGUUGUAUUUGCUGGAACAAGAUGAUGCAACCCAAAAAACUUCAAUGCGGCCAUUUGUUCUGUUCCGUUUGUAUUGACCACCAUUUUAAGCAUGCACCAACAUGUCCACAAUGUGGCGGUAUACAGGGAAUUCUCACAGGGAUACAGCCCCCAGGAAGGAUGGAAACUAAUAUCAAAAGUUCCUCACUGUGUGGUUUUCCAGGAACAAACACUAUUGAAAUAGUGUAUGUUAUACCAUCAGGUAUACAAGGGGCAGAGCAUCCAAAUCCUGGGAGACGCUUUGAAGGAAUAACAAGACGGGCAUAUCUUCCAAAUAAUACAAAAGGCCAGUUGGUUGCAAAGCUAUUACAAAUAGCAUUUGAUAGACAAUUGGUAUUUACUAUUGGAACAUCGAGAACAACAGGCAAAACAGGAGUUGUAAUUUGGAAUGAUAUCAGUCAUAAAACUAAUCCAGAGCCCAAUGCUACGUUUGGUUUCCCUGAUGAUACAUACUUUGAUAGAGUACUUGAUGAUUUAGGCUUUAAAGGUGUAACAGAGAAGGAUAUAGAGCCGUAACGACGUAAUUUGUUUACAGUGAAACAGAUAUGAAUAUAAAAUUUCAAUAGACCAGAUAUAAUCACAAUUAAUGUUUUAUUUCUUUGAAGUUUAAAGCUUUAACAGCAUUUCUUUCAUAAUUUGUGUAUUAUUUCUUGAAUAAUUAUAUGCAUACGACAUUUGGAAGUUAUUGUUGAGAAUAUUUUAGGAGGAAUUUUAUAUCCGCUCCAAAUUAUCAGCUUUUGUAUUAGGAUUUUUUUUUAUAUUUAAUUAUACAAAUAUAUCCAUCGUCAUCU
Molecule: messenger RNA, 3275 nt
Organism: Mytilus californianus (California mussel)
Lineage: Eukaryota; Metazoa; Mollusca; Bivalvia; Mytilida; Mytilidae
Exons: 12
Coding region: 112-3000 (962 amino acids)
Biological process (GO): Notch signaling pathway; protein ubiquitination
Cellular component (GO): nucleoplasm
Molecular function (GO): ubiquitin protein ligase activity; metal ion binding
Source: RefSeq, a predicted model, not a curated record